Messenger RNA from Bursaphelenchus okinawaensis, 2664 nucleotides. NCBI's taxonomy places the organism in Eukaryota, Metazoa, Nematoda, Chromadorea, Rhabditida, Aphelenchoididae. The record is from the annotation of a GenBank genome assembly.
AUGGGAGACCAGUACGAGCCACUGGGGAACUUGGGUAAGUGUUAUUCGUGUGGAGCGGCUGAAAAUAGUGCUAAUUAGUAUGAGAAAGUGAUUAAACUGCUAGUUGGGAUGAGUAGUUUAUGAUAGUGCUAUAUAGGAUGAGAAAGUGAAAAUAGUGUUAUUUAGUACGAAAAAAUGAGAAUAGUGCUAUAUAGUACGAAAAAGUGAAAAUAGUGCUAUAUAGUACGAAAAAGUAAGAAUAGUGCUAUAUAGUACGAAAAAGUAAGAAUAGUGCUAUAUAGUACGAAAAAGUGAAAAUAGUGUUAUUUAGUACGAUAAAAUGAGAAUAGUGCUAUAUAGUACGAAAAAGUGAGAAUAGUGCUAUAUAGUACGAAAAAGUAAGAAUAGUGCUAUGUAGUACGAAAAAGUAAUUUUUCUACUAGUUAGGAUGAGUAUUUUAUGAUAGCGCUAUAUAGGAUGAGAAAGUGAAAAUAGUGCUAUUUAGUACGAUAAAGUAAAAAUAGUGUUAUUUAAUACGAAAAAUGAGAAUAGUGCUAUAUAGUACGAAAAAGUGAGAAUAGUGCUAUAUAGUACGAAAAAAGUAAGAAUAGUGCUAUAUAGUACGAGAAAUUAAUUUUUCUACUAGUUAGGAUGAGUAUUUUAUGAUUGUGCUAUAUAGUAUGAGAAAGUGCGAAUAGUGGUAUAUAGCACGAAAAAAAAUAAAAAUAGUGCUAGUUAGUACGCCAAAAAAAGUGGUAUUAAGGAUAGCCUUUAUUGGUAGUUAAUUAGUUUUUUACUCAGUAGAAACGCCAUUUUAACUCAACCAAUUUUAGCCAAUUCACCCGCCCCUGGUGGAGCGGACAACUACGAAGUCUUACCGUCGCCGGGAGCGAAUGUUCCUCCUCCACCUCCACCAGCAGCAGCCGCGAAACCGCCACCCGCCACUCCACCACCACCCCCAGCCGCAGAAAAGCCUCCGGCCUCGGAGAAGAAGAAGAAAGAAGUCAGUGUGAACGAAGAGAGCAAAGUGGUAAGUUUGGAGUGGUGAAUUUUGGAAUAAAGGGGUAGUUUUGGAAGAGGGUGUUUUGUGAAUCAAGCCUAGGUUUAAGCCUAGUAAACUUCAAGGCUAGAAGGUAGAUUUUAAGCCGAUAGGUUUAAGCCUAAAAUAUAGAUAUUAAGCCUGAAGGCUAUGUUCUAAACUUAGAGCUUAAUUCUUAAACCCUGAUCGUAGCUCUUAGGCCUACCGCAUAGUUUUAAGCUUAAAAGCUAGACGUUAAGCCUAAGAACUAUAUAUCAAACUUUUAAAGGCUAGAUUUGAUGCCUAACUCUUAUUUUUAAAACCACAAGCUUAGUUUUUAAGCCUAACAUUUUAUUUUUAAGUCUAAAAGCAAAACUGCAAGCCUAAAAGCUAUAUUUUAAGCCGAAGAGCUAGACUUUAAGCCUUGUUUUCAGGCCUCACGCCUAGUUUUUGAGUUUAAAAGCUAGAAUCCAAGCAUAAAACUAGUAUCUAAGCCUAAAGCUUUAUUAUUAAAAAUUUAAGCUUACUUUUUAAGCUUAACGCAUAUUUUUUAAGCCUACGGCUUGCUUUCUAAUUUUAAAAGUUAUAGUUUAAGCCUGAAGAUUCAUUUUUGAUACUUGAAGCUUACUAGGGAAUUGCACCAAAUAUCCCUCGGCUUUUUGAACGAGACCUAUAUAGGAUGAAAGAGCAUAAAAAGUUACCGGGAGAACUGUUUUCAAAAAUUGCUAAAUAGACUUGGCUAACGAGUUACAGUAUGCUCUAUAUACUUAUAUGUUUACAAGGUGUAGCUUUAAAGUUAAAAAAAUUAUAUUUUUUGAUAAUUAUUUGUUCCUAAAAGUGUCUAAAAGCACCAAAUACAAGUUAAAAAAUAUUUUUUAAAACUAAAUAUUGUUUGGCUAGCCAAAACUUUCUGUCAGUAUGGCUGGGCGCCAUAAUGAAACCGACGGGAUUCGAACUUCCCCUCUUCUGCACCCCAGAUUAACCUGUUAGCCACUCGAACACACUGGAUUGAAGCUUCAAUCCAUUCGUUUUGCUCAAGACGAAUGAGAAGGGUCAAAUAGAAAACCCUAUGUAAAUCCUUUAAUCGCUAACAUCCCGCUAGCCAAACCUAUUUAGCAGUUUUUGAAAACAGUUUUGCCGUUAACUUUUUAUGCUCUUUCAUCCUAUAUAGAACUCGUUCAAAAAGCCGAGGGAUAUUUGGUGCAACUCCCUAGUUAGUUUUCAAGACUAACGUUUUGUUUUUAAGCCUAAAAGCUAUACUUUAAGCCUACGACCUAGAUAUUGAGCAAAAAUCUGGAUAUUAAACCUAUGAGGAUCAAUUUUUAAGCCUAAAACUAAAUUGUAACUUAUAAUUUUUAUAUGAUUCAUAAUACUGUUGCUUUUCAGAAUGAACCAUCGGUAGCUGACAGAGAGGAUGUUUCAAGUAAGCCAUUUUUUAAAACUGACAAUUUAUUUUUUUUAAUUUUUUGUAUUUUUAAAUUUUUAAAAUUUAAUAUUGUUCAUUUCCAGUGGCCAAAAAGACGGAUGCGAAGAAGAAGAAAAAAGGAAGUUGUUGUUGUUGCUGCUGCUGUAUACUGCUAGUCCUCUUACUGCUCAUAGCGGCCGGUGGUGGUGCGGUCGGUUGGAUGUACGUCAACAAGAAGUUACUAUUUGAACAGAAAAAGUAA